Chinchilla lanigera (long-tailed chinchilla) is the source of this 3916-nucleotide messenger RNA. RefSeq names its product DDB1 and CUL4 associated factor 12 (gene Dcaf12). The record is from RefSeq and is a predicted model, not a curated record. Gene Ontology annotation, cellular component: Cul4-RING E3 ubiquitin ligase complex. Lineage: Eukaryota; Metazoa; Chordata; Mammalia; Rodentia; Chinchillidae. Gene Ontology annotation, molecular function: protein binding.
CCGCACUGGGGCUGCGCGCUGCCCCCGAGUGCGGCGGAGCGGGGGUCUGGGUCCGAGCUCGGCAGCCGCUGCCACAGCCCUUUCCUGCUCCGGGUCGUUUGCGGCCCCCAGGAGACCGUUGGAAGAAGGGGGCGGCCGGGCAACCGUCACGAAUUCUCCCAGCGGCUCGAAAUCCCCGCCCCGUGGGUCUCUGCGUCUCCUUGGCGACGCGCUGCGCAGUACGACUGCGCAACGCUGACGUCACGUGGGCCGGGGGGGGCAGAGGUGUUUUGGUUCUCGCCGCUCGCCGUCCUUCGCGGAGUCGGGAGUAGAAAGCUUCUGGUUCCUGUCUUCUCUUCCCCUUUCUCGCCCCCUUUCCGCGGCUCCCUCUCUCCUUCCCUCCCGUCUGCUUCUCGUUUUCCUACUGCUGCCCCGGGGCCGGGCCAUUUUCCGGGCCGGGCGCACCGAAGCGCGCGGCCCCGGGGCCCCGUGUAUGACCCGCUGCCCUACCAGCCCUCGCCUCCCCCGCCCCAUGAGGCUGCGGGGCCGCGGCGGCGCUGCCCACUAUGGCCCGGAAAGCAGUUAGCAGGAAGCGGAAAGCGCCUGCCUCGCCCGGAGCUGGGAGCGACGGCCAGGGUCCGCAGUUUGCCUGGGAUCAUUCGCUUCACAAAAGGAAAAGGCUCCCCCCAGUGAAGAAAUCCUUGGUGUAUUACCUGAAGAGCCGGGAAGUCAGGCUACAGAGUGAAACCAGCUAUUGUCGAGUGUUGCACGGUUAUGCAGCACAGCAACUUCCCAGUCUCCUCAAGGAGAGAGAGUUUCAUCUUGGGACCCUUAAUAAAGUGUUUGCAUCUCAGUGGUUGAAUCACAGGCAAGUGGUGUGUGGAACAAAGUGCAACACGCUGUUUGUAGUGGAUGUUGAGACAAGCCAGAUCACCAAGAUCCCCAUUUUGAAGGACCGGGAGCCUGGAGGUGUGACCCAGCAGGGUUGUGGCAUCCAUGCGAUUGAGCUGAAUCCUUCUAGAACGCUGUUAGCCACCGGAGGAGACAACCCCAACAGCCUUGCCAUCUACCGGCUGCCCACACUAGAUCCUGUGUGUGUGGGAGAUGACGGACACAAGGACUGGAUCUUUUCCAUUGCAUGGAUCAGCGAUACUAUGGCAGUGUCUGGCUCACGCGACGGUUCUAUGGGACUCUGGGAGGUGACCGAUGACGUGUUGACCAGAAGCGAUGCAAGGCACAGUGUGUCACAGGUCCCUGUGUACGCUCACAUCGCUCACAAGGCCUUGAAGGACAUCCCAAAGGAGGACACAAACCCUGACAACUGCAAGGUCCGGGCUUUGGCCUUCAACAGUAAGAACAAGGAACUGGGAGCAGUAUCUCUGGAUGGCUACUUUCAUCUCUGGAAGGCUGAAAACACAUUGUCCAAGCUCCUCUCCACCAAACUGCCGUACUGGCGGGAGAACGUGUGUCUGGCCUAUGGCAGUGAAUGGUCAGUAUAUGCAGUGGGCUCCCAAGCUCAUGUCUCCUUCUUGGAUCCACGGCAGCCCUCAAACAACGUCAAGUCUGUGUGCUCCCGGGAACGAGGCAGUGGGAUCCGGUCAGUGAGCUUCUAUGAGCACAUCAUCACCGUGGGCACAGGGCAGGGCUCCCUGCUCUUCUAUGACAUCCGAGCCCAGAAAUUCCUGGAAGAGAGGCUCUCAGCCUGUUGUGGGUCCAAGCCCAGGCUAGCCGGGGAAAAUCUGAAACUAACCACUGGCAAAGGUUGGCUGAACCAUGACGAAACCUGGAGGAACUACUUUUCGGACAUCGACUUCUUCCCCAACGCCGUCUACACCCACUGCUAUGACUCGUCCGGAACGAAGCUCUUCGUGGCAGGAGGCCCCCUCCCAUCAGGGCUGCAUGGGAACUACGCUGGGCUCUGGAGUUAAUGACCGCCGACUUCUCCCAGAAUGCAGAUUUACACUAACAUCCGCCCUCUGUUCCUCCCUCUUCGGAUUUGCUUUUCCCCCGUUGUGUGAGGCUCUUCUGUUUUAGUGGAAGCACCACGUUUGCCAGUGGCUUAAGCACCCAAUAGGAAGACAGUUUGUACAGAAACCCAGAGGGUGUUUCUUACUGGUUUUUUUUCUUCUUUUUCCAUCUGCUACUCUGUUUUAUUGUCACUUUUUUCCUUUCUAACUUCUCUACCAAACGUCAAAAGUCUUGUUUGUAUUUUUCCUUAAGUGACACAUCCUCUUCCCUCUUUGGCUUCAUUCAGCUGAAAUGACAUGGUCAUUCUCACCCUUACCUCGCUCUUAAGAGGUGGGGUCCUUUAUAAUUACGAGGUAGCUGUCAGACUUUCUGUGAAAGCCUGGGAGCUGUGUGUGUGCGCGCGCGUGUGCGUGUGAACUUGUGUGCCUGUAGGUACUGUGUCACUGAAGUUACCUGGAGUGAGGAGUACUUGUAAUUAAAAUAUUUAUAAAAGAAACAACUUUAUUCAGAGUCCAGCUUUGGGGCUAGUCUCUAUCUUGUUUUCUAAAGUCUAACAACAUGAUAGUAGAAAGUAAAGCCAGAAAAAAGUCACUACUGGUAAUACUCUGAGUUAGAAUUCAGAGUGCUUGGGGAUUUCCACGCCAGGACUCUAGUGAUCUACGCCCUCCUGCUUCACACCCGUGUGUCCCCAAGAGAGUGCGCUUCGGUGUACUCACAGCUUGAUGAGGCUCAGCCAGGGGUCAGUCGCUUCCGCUCGCACCCUCCCAUCUGUUUAGUGGCCAUUUCUCUAAAACAUUAUUAAUGCAGCUUUGGAGGCUGUAGAAAGAUUUGGCAAAGAGAGUAGCAGCCCACGCUUAGGAGGCUGAGGCAGGAUUGUUGCGAGUUCGAGACCAGCCUGGGCUACAAAGUGAGCUCAAGGCCAGCCUGAACUGCAUAGUGAGACCCUGUCUCAAAAAGACCAAAAAAAAAGAGAAUUGCAUCCCAGUCUUCCUCUCCCUACCCUCAAGUAAGACACAGCUGGGGGCAGUGGGCAGAUCUCAAGUGUGUGAAGAUUCCCGUGCAUAGUCCUCUUAGCUUUGAGCAGAAACUUCUCUACCGUUCUUCCAGUCUCCCCGUGGGUUUUGCUGCUGUCUUCUAAGUGGGGUUCAGUGCAGGAGCGGGGGUAUCUGUGUGUAGUGAGUGCUUCAUGUGUGGAGUGUUUGUUUUCUCGACGCUGCAGAGCUUAGGGCUGGAGUCAUCUCCCCUGUUGGCGCAGCCCCGGUGUGGUGAGGUGGCCUGCAACCAGCGUGGUGUGUGGAGCACCAUCGGUACGGUAGUGACAUGUCUGUGCCUCCCUGAACUGUGUAGUCUGCGGUUUUUAAACUUGCAGGUGACUGUGAUGUCCAGUUCCCUGCUUUUUAUACAUCAUACUGAAGAAAGGCCUGUUCCUACUCACAGAUCCUCUACGCCAGUACGCUGCUUCUGUGUCAGUCGCCCGCCCUGGGGAGUGGAGAAGUCACACUUGUGCCUGUACCCCAGUGUCGUCGUUGCUCUCACAGUUCCCCCUCCUCUCGGGGUGUAAGGGGGGCGUCGGAAGAAGAGUCUGCUUGGUACUGGCCAGGGCUGCUGGCGGGUGGGCGGCCUGUCCUGCCGGGGCGGCACGCAGCGUACACCGCUCCUUCUCACCUUCUAACCUAGAGAAAUAGGUGCUAUCAACAAGGAAUUAAGCAAAAUGCUGGAUGCUGGAAAUCUUUUGUCUUAAUUUUUUUUCUAUUAUUAAACUACGGGCUGUAGAUUUCUUAGUUCUCACAGAACUUCUAUCAUUUUAAACUGACUUGUAUAUUUUAAAAAAAACCUUAAGUAGGAUGUUUUGUACUGUUGUCAGACCCUCCUCUGUGAUGGGUAAUGUGUUUGAUCAUUUGAGAUUUUCUGUUUUUAAAAAUGUAGCAGUUGAAUUUUUGCCAAGGAAAAAAUAAAUAUGACUCCAGUG